ACAACGUGGAGCAGGCGGGGUUUGCCAGCUGGAGUCAGAGUCCCUCAGUCUUCAGUUGGCAUCACCGCUAGAAAACCUCCACAGCGCAUCACGCCCCGAGUGGAAUGGAAGAAAAGGACCAGAAAGAAAAUGGGGAGUACACCGGGGAGAUAAAGGGGGGGCUGCGGCCUUCCAUGAAGCUGGUGGUGAUGGGGAUUGUUAACAAAAAACCCAAGAGCAUGGAGGUUAUUCUGUCCAGUCGGCCUCAGGAGGAGGACACGGAGGGCGACGUUGGUCUGCAGCUGAAGGUCAGCUUCAGAGAAAAGGCCGUCCAACGCAACGCCCGCCUGGCUGGAAAAUGGGGUUCUGCUGAAAAUACUCUGUCCUUCUUUCCUUUUGCAGCCGGAGAACCCUUCAAGAUGGAGAUAGUUUGUGAGCACCAGCAGUUUCGUAUCCUGGUGGACGGUCAGCCUCUGUGUGGCUUCACCCACCGACUCUCCCAGCUCGCCUCCCUCACUGCCUUACGAGUCUUCGGCGACCUCCAGCUCACCAAGGUGGCCUAAACGCCUCGCACAGGUGACGCGAGGACGCCCAGGACAGCUAUAUAAUACUUAAGAUUAGAAUAGGUCUACUUUGAGUGAAUAAUUUAACCCUCGGUGGGGAUGUUGUGUUUCCAUUUUCAGACUAAGUCACACCUGCCUCGUAAUCACGUGUUAAGACAAAGUGCCUUCACUAAGAUUACCUGUCUGGGGACUUGAAGAUACUGACUGAAUGUAACAGUCUUAAAUCAAAUGUGAUUUGAACUGAAUUAAACAAUGCGAUCGAAGCUGUAAUAUUUUUCCUGAAUGAAUAUUUGUACAAACACUAGAAAAAAAUGUCUGUGAUUUAAGAAGGGAAAAAAAGGGAGAUUUCAGACUUGAUUUCUCUGGCGUUAACCUUUGAAAGCACUUACGUUUACGAGCGCCUGCAUGAAGAUGAACGUUUCUGAUUGCGUCACCAAGAUUGUCAUUCUGUGCCCGACUACGUACUGUAACAGGUGUAAUAAUGUAAAACUUUAGUGCAUGAUAGUAAACACACACAGUGUGCUUCAUUUCUCUCAGUUGGAGUCCAGAUUAAACACAACGUUGGAAGGGUUUUCUGUUGUUGCACCAUCAUCAGCUCUGAGUUGGUUUCUUUCACCAUUAGCACUUUUUAUGUGAAUGUUUCAUAUCGACUUUACUUCACUGCAAUAAAUCACUUUUGUUGUUA
Molecule: messenger RNA, 1227 nt
Organism: Amphiprion ocellaris (clown anemonefish)
Lineage: Eukaryota; Metazoa; Chordata; Actinopteri; Pomacentridae
Product: Galectin-related protein A-like
Exons: 4
Coding region: 105-542 (145 amino acids)
Molecular function (GO): carbohydrate binding
Source: RefSeq, a predicted model, not a curated record